AUGUCAAAAGAAAAGGGGGUGGAAGCUUUGGAUAGGUACAUCAGAAGGUUAUCUUCACAUCCAAAUGCUGAUAUUUAUAAGGGGCAACAAGUGGAAAUCAAUAUAAGUGACGAUGACAAGAAGUUUUCAGUAAGAUCACUAUGUUGCUGUUCCAAAAAGAACGCAGGUACCGAACAGUCUGAUAUAGACGUCGCCAAAGAAGUAAACAUUACUGAACAUUUGAUGAGCGUAACCGAACUUGAGUUCAAGUUCAGAACCAAUGCUGAUGAAGGCCUAACACAAGAAGAAGCUGGAAUUCGACUAAAAAAAGAUGGCCCGAAUGCGUUCACUCCACCUAAACAGAAGUCAAACUGGAUGAUUUUGCUGAAAGAGCUCACGGCAGGUUUUGCCGGCAUUAUGUGGCUGACUGCAAUUGCCUCGUGUGUCGUCUUUGCUAUCGAGAAGAAAAUGACUGACAUUUACUUGGCCAUCUUCAUUUCUGUGGUUCUCGUUGCUACGGCUUUAUACAGUUUUAAACAGCAACGAAGCAGUGGAAAGAUUUUUGAGUCUUUUAAGAACAUGAUCCCACAGCAAACUCUAGUAAUUCGUGAUGGAAAACAGAAAAAAGUGCCCGCAGACCAGUUGGUAGUUGGUGACAUUGUGCUCUGCAAGGGCGGCGAGCGGAUUCCCGCCGAUGUUCGCAUUCUCAAGUGUGAAGGAAUGAAGGUGGACAAUUCAUCACUGACCGGAGAGGCUGAGCCACUGUCUCGAUCACCUGAGGCAGGUCAUCAGAUGCCACUGGAGGCAAAGAACAUUGCCUUCUUCUCAACCUCCUGCAUUGAUGGCAGUGGCGUUGGCAUGGUCAUUGCUACUGGUGACAACACUGUCAUGGGCAAAAUUGCCAAGCUAGUCACAAAUAUUCGGACAAACGACUCUCCGAUUACCAUUGAAAUCAGCCGAUUUGUCAAUAUCAUAGGAAUACUCAGCAUAGCCGAGGGAAUCGUCUACUUUGCCAUCUGCAUGGCUCUCAAAAUUGACAUUUUCGAGUCGUUCAUCUUCAUGAUCAGUAUCAUCGUGGGCAACAUUCCCGAAGGUCUACUGCCUGCAAUGACACUGGGCCUAACGUUGACCGCCAAACGACUGGCGCAAAAGAAGUGCCUCAUCAAGUACCUGGAGGCGGUGGAAACUCUUGGCUCUACCUCGACGAUUUGCAGCGACAAGACGGGCACACUGACAGAGAACCGAAUGACCGUUGAGCACUGCUACCUGGGCAAUCGCAUAGUGCACGUCUCACAUGAUAAGGACGAGUUCAAGGAGGACAUUGAGGGACUGGAAGCCUGUUGGGAUGCCUAUGAGAGGUGCGCCAAACUGUGCUCACGAGCCACUUUUGCCAGUUUUGAUGAUGACGUUUUGAAGCGAGAGUGCAGCGGUGAUGCCUCGGAGAGCGCCAUACUUCGCUUCAUGGAGUCGGUGACGCCGGUGGUGGAGGAGUACCGAGAUCGCUUUCCCAAAGUGGCCGAGAAGCCCUUCAGUUCAGUGUACAAGUAUCAGUUCUCGGUGCAUCGCUACAACAGGGAGGAGGGGAAGGAGAAGGGGUCGGGCGAUCCAAACUUUUUCGUCGUUCUCAAGGGCGCCCCUGAGCGGAUCAUUGCCCUCUGCUCGUCUAUUCUCAAUGUCAACGGAAAAACAGUUCCAAUGAGCGACGCUGACAUUGAAGCCUUUGAGACGGCCUACCGCGAGCUGGGCUCAAUGGGCGAACGUGUGCUCGCUUUCUGUGACAUGGACCUGCAGGGCUUUGCACCCGAUCACCAGUUCAACCUCGACGAAGAGGGCAAAGACUUUGAGGUGAACCACUUUCGCUUCCUGGGCCUGGUGGCGCUGAUCGACCCGCCGCGGGCGUCAGUCCCUGAUGCGGUGGCCAAGUGCAAGGAGGCAGGCAUCACCGUCAUCAUGGUCACUGGCGAUCAUCCGAUCACUGCUCAGGCAAUUGCCAAGUCGGUGGGCAUCAUCUCAGUGUCGCAUCGUCGCUCGACGCAAAUCAGCUUGCCGCGCAUUGAUAAGAAGUACAAUCCUAUGCGGAAAAACUUUGCCUCCAUCGUCGUGCCGGGAGAUGAGCUGUCCACGCUUAGCGAUGAGGAGCUUCGCACCAUUCUGCGCGACUUCAAUGAGAUCGUCUUUGCGCGCACCUCGCCACAGCAGAAGCUGCGAAUUGUGGAAAAUUGCCAGAAGCUGGAUCGAAUUGUCGCCGUCACUGGAGAUGGCGUCAACGACUCGCCGGCGCUGAAGAAGGCAGACAUUGGCGUGGCCAUGGGCAUCACCGGCUCGGAUGUGUCGAAGCAGGCGGCGGACAUGAUCCUCAUGGAUGAUAACUUCGCGUCCAUCGUCGUCGGCGUCGAGGAAGGUCGUAAGAUUUUCGAUAAUCUAAAGAAGAUUAUCUCGUACAUCCUCACAGGCAACAUUUCAACUUUGUGGCCGUUUGUUUUUUUCAUUGCAUUUGGCAUUCCAGUGGCAAUCAGUCCAAUAAUGAUGUUGGUCGUUACAUUGGGCACUGAUUUGGUUCCCGCUAUAUCGCUGGCAUAUGAAAAGGCCGAGUCGGACAUUAUGAAACUAUCACCCCGAAACCCAAAGAGAGAUCGUCUUGUGACUCGAAGUCUGCUUCUUUGGGCCUUUUUCCAAGGUGGACUGAUUGUGACAGCAGGAGGCUUUCUGGGGUACUUUAGCACGCUGAUGGACGAAGGUUGGAUGCCCUGGAACUUGUUCGACAUGCGUGAGCAUUGGGAGGAUGUUAACAUGAACUUGACUGACUUCUACAAUCACACCUGGACAUAUGAAGAACGAAUGGAAAUAAUGCCAUCAGCACAGAGUUCAUACUUUGCCGGAGUGUCACAAAGUACAAAGUACAUUAGCUGGAAAUGA
This is a messenger RNA of Rhagoletis zephyria (snowberry fruit fly), 2895 nucleotides long. The record is from RefSeq and is a predicted model, not a curated record. Lineage: Eukaryota; Metazoa; Arthropoda; Insecta; Diptera; Tephritidae.